CCACUCAACCCCUGCAUGCUAGCUGCAGACAGACGACACUGCACUAUACCGGAGGUCAAUUCACGGGAUUGAUCGAACAUUUCCAUUGAAGCGUUCGCGAUCCUAGCAACGGGUAUAUCUCGACAUCUGCGCUGCCUAGCGCUAGCCUAGGCCGUCUCGGGAAUCCUGAAAUCUGAAUAGGGAGAGGAAAACCGAUCAAGGUAACAGAUUUCACGAGCAUUGAUGCCGGAAUGCAGAAAAUAUGGGAUGUGGGAAUUCUAAAACGACUGCUACUGAAUCAACCCCAUCUGUAAGGCCCAAUCAAAUACCUGCUGACCAUCCUUCUGAGACACCAGUUGAGGAUAUACGAGGUCAAAAUUUACAAGCCUCUCAGCCUCUGUUAUCACCUGUGCCUAACACGAACACAGGAAAUGCAGACCAGGAAUCUGCCAGUAGACCCAAUGGUGGGUGCAUUGAGCAAACCGCUGUGGAGAAAUUUUCCUGUUCAGAAGAUAACCAUUCUGAUAGACUUCUAAGGGAUGAAAAGAAUGAAGAUCAGAAUGAGAAGGCAGAAGGUGACAACUUGGGUGUACAGACUGAAGGAUCCAACAAUGUAAGGCCAACUAGUGCCAUUUCUGUGGACAGUGUUGCUGUGCGUGCGUUAGUUAGCCAUACAAUUAAUAAGGCCGCUGCUGAUGUCUCUUCACACAAAAAUAAGCUGGUCCAUGGUGAUGUACGACCUUCAAGUGUGACUUCCUCGGUAGAUAGUGUCGCAGUUCGUGCCCUUGUAGAUGCAACCAUUACUAUGGCAGCGGCUGGCCUGAAAGAAGACUCUGCAAAUUUAGCGUCUCUCACAGAAAAUGUGGAAAAUCAGUAUGAAGUCGAGGACAAAACUUUUAUUGAGGAUGCACCCCAUUUUGCCCAUACAGAAGUUGAAGAUGCCUCUAACCUUACCAUUGUUGUUGAUACUGUUCCAACUUUGAACUUUGAUGAUUCCCUCAAAGAUCAUGAACCUGAACCUGGGAAGGAUUUGAGUAAAGCUUUAGAAGGCCAAGCACCAGAACCCAACAAAGAUACUAAUAAUGCUUCUUCAGAAACAGUUGAUAAUAAAACUGAGCCAGAGGGUUUAGAUGAUUCAAAUUCUCAGCAAGAGCAAAAAGACACACUUAAUUCAACUACUCAAAAUGAAAACGUCAAUGCAAAUUCAAAUAGUGAAGGAGAAGGGCAACUUGAUACACCGCCAGAGGAAGCGCCUCUCAUCCAUGAUGAGAUGAAUCGAGUUGAUUAUCCACCUACUGAUCCAGGAGAUACUGCUCCUGAAGCAGCAGAUGCCCAAAGUCAAGAGACUGAAGCCGUUCCUUCAGAUGCCACUCAUAGUGUUCCUGCGCUGGCUUCAAGUACCUCUGAGAAUACUUGCCGAAAUGCCAGCAAAGAACUAGACCCAAAGGCCCAGGAAGCCUUUGAUCGUGCUGUCCUUGCAUUCUGCCCACUUGUAGAUCCUAAGCACAUGCUGGAUGUAGUAGCUCCUGGCAUUGGCAGCUUGCAUCUGGACCAUGCUCCUCUCAAGGCAGAUAGUUCUUUUACCCAGCUUCUCACCAAGAUGACUGAUGUAGAGGAAUUAGAUUUUGGAAAGAAUGAGAUGGGACCUCAAGCAUUCCGAGUGAUCAUGAUGGCACUGUCAGCCAACACUUCCAUCAAAUCAGCUGUACUCUCCAACAACAAAACAGACACAGAUACAGCAGAGAGUAUAGGAGUGAUGGUUAUGACCAACCAGACAUUGAAGAGCUUGGAUCUCUCAAGUAAUCAAUUAGGGAAGGAUUAUCUAUCAAGAUGCAUUGGACCUGCUCUCAAGACAAACACUUCUCUGACAACCCUCAACAUGUCAAGUUGUGGUGCUACAGACCUUUCUGCUCUCAUGGAGGGCCUUCAAGAAAACACAAUCCUUAGUAGUCUUGAUGUCAGCCACAAUCAGUUGUCAAAUAGCAAUUCAUUUGUCACUUCCCUUAGUGUAAUAUUAAAGAAUUCCUCAUGUGCAAUAAAGGAGCUGAAUGUUCGUAACUGUGGGAUCCAGGGUACAGGGCUCCAGGUCCUGGGAGAGGGAGUCAAGGAGAAUUCCUCCCUCGUUAUAUUUCAUGCAGGAGGCAAUGAUGUUUCUGAUGCAAAUGUUUUUUUGGAGGUAUUGCUGACCUGUCUCCAGCAUCCUUCCUUAGAAACUCUGAAUGUGAAUGAUACCAGAAUCAGUGAAACUGGCAAUCAAGACAUCGAUCCAGCAUCCAUAAGUGAAAAGAGGAAAAGCAGCUUGAAAAUGUUGAAUUUGGCGAACUGCUCCAUAACUGAUGACAUCAUGAAAGUACUGGCCAAUCAGCUUCUUGCAUGCUUACCACAUGUCACUGAAUUGAGUUUAUCAGGAAACUCUGAGAUGACGACAGUCUCGCUUCAGUAUGUUGCUCAGCUGACUGCAUUGACAGAGGGUUCAGAUUCCUCCAUAUCAUCAGGUUUGACUCAUCUUCACCUUGAUCAGCAGUCUUUGGAAGAUCUUCCUGAUCAUCUUCUCAACAAUCCAUCCUUCCCUAGCCUUACCAUGCUGAGUCUAUGCAAGGCCAAGAUAUCACCAGCUAGUCUGGGUAGACUAUCUCAUCUACUACAGGGACCAGGUGGUCUCACAGAGCUCUGUUUGAGCGGACUCAAACUGUCAGAGACAGAAGCAUUGGAACAGCUCUUUGAGCCAGCUGCCAAUCUGAGCUUGAAGAGUCUUUCCUUAGCUGGUUGUGCCCUCAAAGACUCUGACCUUCAACCGCUGACCUCUGCACUUUCUGCUGGAUGGUGUGUGACCUCAUUGACCUUAGCCAACAACAGAUUGACGGGGUCAGGGGUCAAUCCCCUGCUGGAGGCCUUGACCAGUUCCGAAGAACCAUGCAUUGAAUCUCUGAAUCUCAACUCAAAUCAGCUAUCAGAUGACUGUCAAGAUGUGCUGACUAGUCUCCUUACCAAGGCCAAGAAGCUGCAUACAUUAUCUUUCAAUAGAAAUAGCCUGGGUUGUCAGACUUUAUCAGCAAUAAUGAAUGCAUUACACCUGGCAGAGAGUCUAAAGCUGCUUGAUCUGAGAAAUCAAGAGAAUCCUUUAGAUGAAGAAGAUAUGGAAGAACUCAUGAAGAAGUUAUCAGAGGAACUAGGAUACACCAUACAUGAAGACGAAUAUGGUGGUAUCGAGGCUGGACGUGGCCAUCUUCCAUCCAGAUCAUCUGACUUGUCCAUCUUGUUGACUGGUCUUGGAGCUGACCUUGGACCUGUUGGUAGGUCACUGGACAGUGCAAUGGUCAAGACUGACCAUGGAGUAAAGCAUCCUCUUCCGCUUAGUCUUCAACAUGCCUUACAUCUUGGGGCUUGGAUGACUGCACAAGAUCCCAUGAGUAAGUGAUAAAAUUUCUUCGACAGUCCAGCUCAAAUUCCCUGAUAAAGCAGGCAAUUUCUGAUUAGAUUUUUGUCUAGUAUUGUAGUUCAGAGAUCAUGAGUUUUAAAGUUAUUGAUCACACUUGAAUUAUUCAGAUUUAAUAUUAUUUACUUCAAUUUAGCCCCACAAUGCCAAAUGCAUGUGUCCUGUCCAUUGAUCAUAAUUUCUUCUCUGGUGAUCCAAUUCAUUAUAAAUUUAUUUUUGGAAAGGACAAAACUUUGUACAAAAAUAAUAAAAUAGCAAAAUGUACUUCAUAGAGGUACAUAGAGAAGAUUUUGAUUCUUAGACCAAUAUCCAUCAAGAUAAAUUUUUUUUAAGAGUUGAUGGUACUUGAUUCAAUGUACACAAAUUUCUCUAACAGAUUCAAAGAAUAAGAAGACGGAAAGGAAUUUAAGUUUCUCAAUUAUAAAAUUGCAUACCUAUGCAUGAUCUGUUGAAACUCAACAAAGUCUGAAAAAUAGAAUCGGUUUCAAGGAAAUUCUUGUACAUCAUUGAUUGAAUUUUGUACUUUGGCAGGAGAUAUAAAAGAGUUUCAAUUCAAGAUCAGCCAAUUUAACC
Molecule: messenger RNA, 3988 nt
Organism: Lytechinus pictus (painted urchin)
Lineage: Eukaryota; Metazoa; Echinodermata; Echinoidea; Temnopleuroida; Toxopneustidae
Exons: 14
Coding region: 242-3397 (1051 amino acids)
Molecular function (GO): protein binding
Source: RefSeq, a predicted model, not a curated record